Pseudophryne corroboree (corroboree frog) is the source of this 851-nucleotide messenger RNA. RefSeq names its product ENY2 transcription and export complex 2 subunit (gene ENY2). The transcript is spliced from 5 exons. Gene Ontology annotation, molecular function: chromatin binding; transcription coactivator activity. Gene Ontology annotation, cellular component: nuclear pore; SAGA complex; DUBm complex. The record is from RefSeq and is a predicted model, not a curated record. The coding region runs from base 171 to 527 and encodes 118 amino acids. Gene Ontology annotation, biological process: regulation of transcription by RNA polymerase II; poly(A)+ mRNA export from nucleus; positive regulation of DNA-templated transcription. Lineage: Eukaryota; Metazoa; Chordata; Amphibia; Anura; Myobatrachidae.
CUGUGCGCGGCGGUGAGGAGGAGCCGCGGUGACUGAGGCCGGAUAUAUGCCGGGACAGCGCCCCUUAAUGGCGACAAAAGCCGGGGUAGAGGCGGUCAGCUGCUGUGAUCACCACUAGGGGCGGUUUGAUGACGUAAAGCUGUAACAGCCCCUAUCCGUCACCGCCUUCUAUGUGGUUGCUAGGCAACAGGGGGACUUCCGGUUUCGGGCCAGCGCGUUGUCUACCGGCCGGCACCAUGAAUAAAGAUGCUCAGAUGAGAGCUGCUAUUAACCAGAAACUCAUAGAAACGGGGGAGAGAGAACGCCUUAAAGAACUAUUGAGAGCAAAACUAAUUGAGUGCGGAUGGAGAGACCAGCUGAAGGCACAUUGCAAAGAUGUGAUUAAUGAGAAAGGAUUAGAACAUGUUACAGUGGAUGACCUGGUGGCUGAGAUCACUCCCAAAGGCAGAGCCUUGGUGCCGGACAGUGUGAAGAAAGAGCUGCUGCAGCGGAUACGGGCGUUCUUGGCCCAGCACGCCAGUCUCUAACCCGUUUCCCUCUUUUUGUAUAUGAAAAAUGUCUCUUGUUUUUGCUAUUUGUUUUCCAUUUCCAACUUGUUUUUUUUAUGGCAUAAUUUGUACCAGGUAUUACCAAAAUAAAAUCAUCAUGCCAAAUGAACGCCCUCCCAGUGGAUGCUGCAGACUGUAUUGUACCCAGUCAGAUAAUAACCCUAGCAAUAUUUUAUUCUGAGCGCGAGUUGUGUUCUGCACUGAAGUCUUAUGUCCAGGAUGCCGUAGCUCAGACUCAAUAUCUUUUUAUUUUCCAUUUAUAUUUGUUUCGUGUUAAUAUUAAAGGUUGUAUGUAUAAGACUA